GAGAGACAGAGAGAGACAGAGAGAGAGAGAGACAGAGAGAGACUCUGCAUUAGUGUGUCAGAGACAGAGCGACUUAUAGGAGUGUGAGCUAGCAGAGAACUGAUUUAUUGAUUUAUUGAUUUAUUGAUUGUGGAACCUGAAGAGCAGAAGGACCUGAGCGUGGUGGCGAUGCCCUUCCUGGAGGGAGAUCCAGGUCGAGCAGAGAGAGACGGCAGCAGGAAGCAGGGGGAGGCUCUGUGCCGCUCGGUCAGCCCCACCAGGAGCUUCUUCCACCGGGCUCCGUUUGGCCGGCCCUCCAGCCCCCGCUCUGCUCCAGCAAGGACCUCCUGCUCCAAGAUGAGUCCCAGCUCCCCCAAAACCCUCUUCCCCUACCAGAGUGGACCCCCCCAGCAGGACUCACCGCCCAAGUCUCCACGCAGGCUGAGUUUCAGUGGGAUCUUCAGGUCGGCCUCGAAGGAUUCAAACCAGCAACCCUCGUCCUCCCCCGUCACCAUCAAACUGUUCACCCGCAACAAGCGAGACAAGGCCAGAGCCCACAGCCUCUCCUCCCAUCCUCCUCCUCCUCCUCCUCCCCCCCGUCAGGAGGAGCUGAGUUUUUUCCGUCUGGAGACGUACCUGACGGAGCCGAGGCGUCCGGAGACCAGGAGGCUGCGCUCCUUCUCCUCCCCUCCCGACACAGGACAACACUCCUCCUCCUCCUCCUCCUGCUUCCAGCUGCCUCCUCUGGCUCCGCCUCUUCCUGUUGGGAGGCUGGAGGAGGUUGCUGACGACAUGUCGGAGCAGCCGGACCCCGAUGAUGCCGCGUCAGAGAGAGACAUCUACAUGCGCUUCAUGAAGUGUCACAAGUGUUAUGACAUCAUCCCCACCAGCUCCAAACUGGUAGUGUUUGACACCACACUGCAGGUGAAGAAGGCAUUCUUUGCUCUGGUAGCAAACGGAGUGAGAGCUGCUCCACUGUGGGAGAGCAAAAAACAGAGCUUUGUUGGAAUGUUGACGAUCACAGACUUUAUCAACAUCCUGACCAGAUACUAUAAAUCUCCCAUGGUUCAGAUCUACGAGCUGGAGGAACAUAAAAUCGAGACAUGGAGAGAACUGUACCUGCAGGAGACCUUCAAACCUCUGGUCCACAUCUCACCUGAUGCCAGUAUAUUUGAGGCUGUGUACUCGUUGAUAAAGAAUAAGAUCCAUCGUCUUCCCGUCAUUGAUCCGGUCAGUGGGAACGCCCUCUACAUCCUGACCCACAAGAGGAUCCUCAAGUUCCUGCAGCUCUUUGUGUGUGAGAUGCCCAUGCCAGCCUUUAUGAAGCAGUCUCUGGAGGAGCUCGCUGUGGGGACGUACGCUAACAUCGCCUACAUCCACCCCGACACGCCGCUCAUCACAGCACUGUCCGUCUUCACUCACCGCCGCGUCUCUGCCCUGCCCGUCGUCGACCACAACGGUAAAGUGGUGGACAUCUACUCGAAGUUCGACGUCAUUAACCUGGCGGCAGAGAAGACGUACAACAACCUGGACGUGACGGUGACGCAGGCUCUCAGACACAGAUCCCAGUACUUUGAAGGAGUCAUGAAGUGCAACAAACUGGAAACACUGGAGACCAUCGUGGACCGCAUUGUGAAGGCCGAGGUUCACAGGCUGGUUGUCGUUGAUGAGGAGUCUCGUAUCGUCGGAAUUGUCUCUCUAUCAGACAUCCUGCAGGCGCUGGUUCUAACCCCCGCAGGUCUGGGGAGGAAGGAGUCUCUCCCCUCUCAGCUGACAGCUCUGGACUCAACAGAACCAGACACAGGAUGUAGACCUGGACUAGAUCAAGAAAAGGAUCCGGAUCAGGGACCGGAGCCUAGUACAGAGACAGAGAGUAAGCCUGAACCAGAUCAGGACCAGGACCAACACCAGGACCAACACCAGGACCAGGAGCUGGAUAAUGAAACAGAGACAGGCUACAUGGACACUGAUACUGCUGAGACCUGCCAGCAGGGGGAGAGAGAGAGAGAGACAGAGGGGGAGGGGGUGAGAGAGACAGAAGGGGACGGAGAGACAGAGAGGGAGAUAGAGACAGAGGGGGGAGGGGGGAGAGCGAGACAGAAGGGGAGAGAGAGACAGAAGGGGACGGAGAGACAGAGAGGGAGAGAGAGACAGAGGGGGAGGGGGAGAGAGAGACAGAAGGGCGGAGGGUGA
Dicentrarchus labrax (European seabass) is the source of this 2172-nucleotide messenger RNA. Its product is annotated as 5'-AMP-activated protein kinase subunit gamma-2. NCBI's taxonomy places the organism in Eukaryota, Metazoa, Chordata, Actinopteri, Moronidae. The transcript has 18 exons. The record is from RefSeq and is a predicted model, not a curated record. The coding region runs from base 169 to 2172 and encodes 667 amino acids.